AUGGAUGUUUCAAUGCCCUUCGUGUGGGCAGUACUUCUUGGUUUCAUACUCUUCAUCAUCACCAUCAGAUCAUUUAAACCAAAACAAAGCUGGCAAGGUCCUCGUUUGCCACCUGGUCCUUCAGGUAAUCCUAUCUGGGGCCAUCUUCGCAUUAUUCCAAAAGAUCAUCCAGAGCGUCAAUUCGUACAAUGGGGAAAAGAGUAUGACUCGGAUAUCCUCUAUUUCAAUGUCUUAUCUCGCCCCAUGAUUGUACUCAACAGUGUCGAAAGCGCUCACAACCUUCUCGAUAAAAAAGGAGCCAAUUAUGCCGAUCGCCCACGUUUUGUUCUCUUUGAAGUGAUGGGAUGGGGUGUCACUCUGACAUUUCUGCGCUGGUCACCACGAUUCAGACUACACCGGAAAUUACUCCAGCAGUCCUUUACUCAGUCUGCUUGUAAGCCCUAUCGACCUAUCCAGCAAGAAGAGGCUCGCCGUGCUGUUAAAGCAAUUCUACGAAAACCAGAUGAGUGGGAAGCUCUCCUACGACAAUUUUCAACUGCUGUCGUUCUACGUAUUGGGUUCGGGAUUGAUGUUCAAGAAGAGAAUGAUCCAUAUGUUCAGAUGGCUCUCGAUGUUGAGGAAGCUACUGGGAAAGGUGGUGUACCGGGAGCAUCAAUCGUGGACUUUUUUCCAAUCUUGCGAUAUCUUCCUAGUUUCGUCGAGAAACUCUGCACCGCUUUCCAGCCUCUUGCUCAUGCUCGUCGCACAAAACCUUCUAUUCAACAUCUACACGAUGCACCUUGGGAUGCGACUGAGUCUUCGAUUCGUUCUGGAAAAGCUACUCAGCCUUCAUUUAUGUUGACGCAUUUCGGGAAAUACCUCUCUAAUGAAGAGAAGGGAAUACCGAACGAGGUUACCAUCGCUGAUCUCAAAGGUGCGGCAGGCGCAAUAUCUAUUGCAGGUGGUAAUACAACGUGGUCUACCGUGAUUGUGUGUAUUUUCAACUUAAUGAAACACCCUCAUAUCCAAACCAAGGUUAAGCAAGAAAUCGAUCGCGUGGUAGGUACUGAUGAACAUGGGAAUCUCCUCCGACUACCGGAUUUUGAUGAUAGACCACAAUUAAAAUACCUUGAGUGCGUUAUUCAAGAGGCAACACGCUGGGCGCCUCUUUCACCACUUGGUGUUCCUCAUGCGUCAAUCGAAGAUGACAUUUAUGAUGGUUAUUACAUUCCCAAGGGAUCAGUGGUCUUCGCAAAUGCAUGGGCAAUGUCCCGCGAUAAACGCCAUUACUCUUCGCCGGAUGAUUUUAACCCAGAUCGGUUCAUUUCGAAGUCUGAGGGUGGGAUGGGUGAGCCAUUACCUGAGGGACCCUUUGGUUUUGGGAGAAGGGUUUGUCCAGGUCAACAUCUCGCCCUUGCUGGUGUCUAUAUCGUGUUAGUCACUCUGGUGGCCACAAUGGAGCUCAAUUGCCCUGUUGAUGAAUCUGGUAAAAGGAUUGAACCAAAAGUGAGUUUCUCAAGUGGGUUGAGCGGCGUUCCUGAUAGCUUUGCAUGUGUCAUGAAACCACGAUCAGAAAAGACUCGAGAAUUGCUCAUUGGGGAAUAA
Molecule: messenger RNA, 1584 nt
Organism: Penicillium malachiteum
Lineage: Eukaryota; Fungi; Ascomycota; Eurotiomycetes; Eurotiales; Aspergillaceae
Product: cytochrome P450
Exons: 1
Coding region: 1-1584 (527 amino acids)
Molecular function (GO): heme binding; iron ion binding; monooxygenase activity
Source: RefSeq, a predicted model, not a curated record